This is a messenger RNA of Dictyostelium discoideum AX4, 3231 nucleotides long. RefSeq lists its product as hypothetical. Lineage: Eukaryota; Evosea; Eumycetozoa; Dictyosteliales; Dictyosteliaceae. The coding region runs from base 1 to 3231 and encodes 1076 amino acids. The transcript is spliced from 3 exons. Gene Ontology annotation, molecular function: guanyl-nucleotide exchange factor activity. The record is from RefSeq and is a predicted model, not a curated record.
AUGGAGAAAAUUAGGAAUACAAUUGAAAGAUUACAUUCUUCAGAUGUCUCAAUUCAAGAAAAUUGUUUAAGAAUUUUAAUUAAUAUAUCAACAGAGAAUGAAUAUCAUAAUAUAAUUUUAAAAUUAGUUGGAAGUAAAAGGUUUAAAGAAUUAAUACAAUCAAAUAAUGAAGUUAUUCAAAUGCUUUCAGCUUGGUUAUUAAGUCAUUUAGGUUUAAAAUAUGAAAAUAGUGAAAUUAUAUUAAAAUGGGAUUUAAUUGAAAUUAUAAUAAAAUUAUUAAAAGAAAGUGAAAGAGAGAAUGAAGAUAUAACGGAAAAGGUAUUAUGGUUAAUGUUAAAUAUUACAUUGAAUUAUGAUAAUUCUCAUUUAUUAUUAGAAUAUGGUAUAGUUGAAAUAUUGAUUGAGUUUUUAAAGAGAAAGAGUAAUAAUUAUAGUAUGGUUAUAUUAUCAUGUGGUAUACUUAGGAAUUUAUUACAUAAAGAUUCAUGUGGAGAAUAUUUAGAUAAUCAAAAGAUAUUUUGUCAUUCAGGUAUCAUUCAAACUAUAAAUCAAAUGUUAAUAGCCACCACUAACAGGACAUCCCAACGAGAGCAGCAGGCGUCCAAUCAGAUGAUAUUGUCCUUGAUUGGGUUGAUACAUGUUUUGACCAUCUACCAUCCCCUAAUCCGUAGGAUUCUAGCCAUAUCAGGCAUAUUGAACCAAUUGGUUACCCUGCUAUCAUCCCCUUCAACGCCUCUUCCAAUCAAGGAGCAAACCAUAAAGAUCCUAAUCAACCUUUCAUUGACCGAAGAAACUGAACGACCAAUAUUACAAGCGGGUGCGAUCAUGCCAUUGGUUGAUAUUGUCGUAUCGAUAAGUUCCACUACGAUAGAGUUGAAAUCAUUGUGUGUGAGUUGUUUAGCCAAUUUAACAUCAAAUGCUGAUAUUAGAAAAGUGUUGAGAUCAAAUUAUCUCAUCGAUGGGUUAUCGGAAUUGUUAAAAGAUAAACCCAAUCAUACAAGUCAACUAUUGGAGGCGAUAUCAUUACUCAUUGCCAAUCUAUGCAUUGAUGAACAUUGUAGAUUUAAAAUCUCUCAAUCAGAUUGUGGCCGUGAUUUGAUAGAGUUAAUAAAUUAUCCACAUGGUCAAGUUAGAGAUUCAAUUUUAAAUGCAUUGGAUAAUAUUAAAGUACCAAUCUCUUUUGAAACUCAAAAUGAAUUAGCAAUGAUAGAGGAUAUGUCUGAUUUAGAUCCUUUCGAUAGUUUAAGUUUUCAAACAACUUGUUCAAAUCAAAAUACUCUCAAUUCACCUGGUUUUAGAGGUUCAAUAUUUCGUUUUUCAAAAAGUACUUCACCACCAAAUAAUAAUAAUAAUUUAACAAAUUCUAUUGAUUCAUCUAAUAGUAAUAGUAAAUCAAAUAGUAUUAAUAAUAGUACAAGUAAUAGUGCAAGUAGUUUACUUCAAUCACCAAUAUAUCAAUCACAACCUCAAUUACCACCACCACCACAACAACAACAACAACAACAACAACAACAACAACAACAACAACAACAACAACAACAACAACAACAAUUCUAUAUUAAUACUCCAUUACAAUCACCACAACAAUCACCACAAGUAGUACAACAACACCAACAAAUUAAUAAUUUACCAUCCUUAUCUAUUGAACAACAAUCACCACAAAUUAAAUCACAAACAACACCACAAUUACAAGCACAACAACAAGCACAACAACAACAAAUACAAUCACCACAAAUUCAAUCACAAACAAUACAACAAAAUAUUAUUGAAGAACAACCACAAUUUCAAGCUCAACAACAACAACAACAACAACAACAACAACAACAACAACAACAACAACAACAACAACAACAAGAUGAACCAAAUAAAUUAUUUAGAAGAGGUAGAAUUAUUAAAGAAUUAAUUGAUACAGAACAAGUUUAUAUACAUGCAUUAUCAGUUUGUAUUAAAGUCUAUUAUAAUCCAUUAGUAGUAUCACCAACUAUACCACCAAUUAUAAGUUUAGAUUUAGUAGAGACAAUAUUUUCAAAUAUUGAUAAAGUAUUUAGAGUUAGUUGUGAAUUCUUAAAAAAGUUAAGAGGAAUGUCAGACAAGAAGGAUGUAUUAGAGUUGGCUCAUUGUUUACAAUGGUAUUGGGAUCAAAAAGAUACCAUUGAAGAACUUCGUACCUAUAUUAACAAUUUCAAUAAAGCAAUGGAUUGUGUACAUGAAAAUCGUGCAAAAUUACCAAAAUUUAAAGAGUUUCUAGAGAAAUGUCAAUUCUCUGAACAAUGUAAAAGUGAAACAAUCGAUAGUUAUUUAAUUAGACCCGUUCAAAGAGUACCACGUUACAUUCUACUCUUAACUGAUCUAUUAAAUCAUACAGUUGAUACUUUGGAAAGAGUUGCAAUUCAAGAUGUCCUAAAAAGAACAAAACAAAUCACUGAUCAAUUAAAUGAAUCAAAGAGAAAAGCUGAAAAUGUUUCAAAAACUUUAUUACUUCAAGAAAAGGUUAUAGGUUUAUCUGAAAUAUUAUUCUCUCCAAAUAUUUAUGCAAAUAAAGAAAAUGCUAUAAUUAAUAGUGGUAGUAGUAAUAGUGCUGGUAGUAGUCAUCAUGGUAGUAGUAAUAGUAUAAUUUAUAUAAAUGGUAGUAGUAGUAAUAAUAAUAAUAAUAGUUUAAAUACAAGUAUUAAUAAUAAUAAUAUUAGUUUAAAUUCAAGUAUUAAUAAUAAUGGUUUAAAUAUGAGUAAUAAUAAUAAUAAUAGUAAUAAUAAUAAUAAUAAUAAUAAUAAUAAUAAUAAUAAUAAUAAUAAUAAUAAUUUAAAUACAAGUAGUUCAAAUAAUGUAACAACAACAACAACAACAAAUUUAAAUAUAAUUAAUAGACAAUUAAUUAAAGAUGGAUUAAUGAUGGAAAGUAGACAAAAGAAAGUUUCAAAAUAUAGAUAUUUCAUAUUAUUUAAUGAUUUAUUAUUUAUUACUAAACAAAAGAAAAACAAAUAUAGUAUUUAUAAAACUAUACCAUUGAUUGAUUUAAAGGUUUUAGAAGUUCCACAAUCUGCAAAUAAUACAGAGACUGGUUUAUAUUGUUUUCAAAUUAAUUGGAGUGGAGAUAAAAGUGAAAAUGGUAUGGUAAUUAGUACAACUGAAGCUGAUAAAGAAGAUUGGAUUAAAGAAUUAAAAGAAUCUAUCAAUUGUGUAAAGAAAAAUCAUUUACAUAAUAUUAUGAAAUCACAAUUAAUUUUUAAUUAA